ACCAGCAUUUGCUCCACUAUCGUUUUUCAUUACAAAAUUUCAAAUUCUCUCUCUUAGUUAUUUUCUGCCAAUCAAUAACCUGAAAGCAAGCUCACUCAGAGCAAUGUGGCGAAGGAGCUUCAGCACCUGCAGUCACGUGAGCUCCAUGAACACGCUGAAGGAAAAAAAAUGGGACGCGCUCGUAAUCGGAGGUGGCCACAACGGCUUGACUGCGGCGGCUUACUUAGCUCGGAGUGGACUCUCCGUGGUCGUGCUCGAGCGACGCCACGUCAUCGGUGGAGCGGCAGUUACCGAAGAACUGAUCCCUGGCUUCAAGUUCUCCCGAUGCAGUUACCUCCAGAGCCUCCUCCGCCCCUCCAUCAUCAGAGAACUAGAGUUAGCAAGACAUGGAUUGAAGUUGUUGAAAAGGAAUCCAUCGUCGUUUACUCCUUGUUUGGAUGGAAGAUAUCUUUUGUUAGGGCCUGAUAAAGAGCUUAAUCAAUCUGAGAUCUCCAAGUUCUCCAAACGAGAUGCCGAUGCUUAUCCAAGAUAUGAGAGUCAGUUAGAGAGGUUCUGUAAACUCAUGGAUCCACUUUUGGAUUCACCACCUCCUGAAACUUUGCAAGGUAUCUCAUCUCUCCAAUAUCGAUUCAAAAAUAAGGUACACAACUCAGCCUUUUGGAUUCGAUUGCUGCGCCAGGCUGCUUCCUUGGGGCAGAAAGAUAUGGUGGAUUUUAUGGAUCUUUUAUUGUCCCCGGCUUCAAAGGUUUUGAAUAACUGGUUUGAGACAGAUGUUCUGAAGGCAACUCUUGCAACAGAUGCUGUGAUAGGGAGUACGGCUAGUGUCCGCACACCAGGAAGUGGAUAUGUUCUGCUACAUCACGUAAUGGGAGAAACGGAUGGUGAUCGUGGAAUUUGGUCAUACGUUGAAGGUGGAAUGGGGUCAGUCUCUAUGGCUAUUGGCAAUGCUGCCAAGGAAGCUGGGGCUCAUAUUGUCACAAGUGCAGAGGUUUCACAGCUGAUAGUUGAGGAUUCAGGCAAAGUGAAUGGGGUGCUGCUGGCUGAUGGUACACUGGUGCAGUCUUCAAGCAUUUUGUCAAAUGCAACCCCUUAUAAAACUUUCAUGGAAUUGGUGCCUGAUAAUGUUCUUCCUGAUGAUUUCAUUCAUGCCAUUAAGUAUUCUGAUUACAGCUCUGGAACUACAAAAAUAAACCUAGCUGUUGAUAAAUUGCCUGAGUUUCACUGUUGCAAGUCAAAUUAUCCUGGUUCAGGUCCUCAGCACACUGGUACCAUUCAUAUUGGUUCUGAGAGCAUGGAGGAGAUUGAUUCAGCCUGUCAAGAUGCAGUCAAUGGAUUACCAUCAAGAAGGCCUGUCAUUGAAAUGACAAUUCCAUCCGUACUGGACAAGACAAUUUCUCCGCCUGGUAAGCAUGUCAUGAACUUGUUCAUCCAAUACAUGCCUUAUAAACCAUCAGAUGGCAGCUGGGAUGAUCCUGCUUACAGGGAAUCAUUUGCACAAAGAUGUUUCACCUUGAUUGAUGAAUAUGCUCCGGAGUUCAGCUCAUCUAUCGUUGGCUACGACAUGCUAACUCCUCCUGACCUUGAAAGGGAAAUAGGCUUGACAGGAGGAAAUAUCUUUCAUGGUGCAAUGGGAUUAGAUUCUCUCUUUCUCAUGCGACCUGUUAAAGGAUGGUCAAAUUAUAGGACCCCGUUGCCAGGCCUUUACUUGUGUGGUAGUGGUGCUCAUCCUGGGGGCGGUGUGAUGGGUGCACCGGGCCGCAAUGCAGCACAGCUAGUCCUUCAAGAUUUCAAGAAAAAAUCCAAUUGAUGCUCGGAAAACCAAGCUCUGCCUUUUCUUUAAUCUCUGGCAAAUAUAUCCUUUGGUCGAAAUUCAGAGCGGCUCUUUAUCUGAAUCAUGAUGUUGAAUUAAAUGUACGUCCUUCAUGUCAUUUUUAUUAUUAUUUUGCUUUUAUAUAAAA
This is a messenger RNA of Theobroma umbraticum, 1958 nucleotides long. RefSeq names its product FAD/NAD(P)-binding oxidoreductase family protein. NCBI's taxonomy places the organism in Eukaryota, Viridiplantae, Streptophyta, Magnoliopsida, Malvales, Malvaceae. The record is from RefSeq and is a predicted model, not a curated record.